Phalaenopsis equestris is the source of this 2086-nucleotide messenger RNA. RefSeq names its product putative acyl-activating enzyme 19. Gene Ontology annotation, biological process: amino acid activation for nonribosomal peptide biosynthetic process. The record is from RefSeq and is a predicted model, not a curated record. The transcript is spliced from 5 exons. Lineage: Eukaryota; Viridiplantae; Streptophyta; Magnoliopsida; Asparagales; Orchidaceae. Bases 80 to 2047 code for a protein of 655 amino acids.
UGUAAACUUGAGUGCAUGAGCAGCCACACAUAACGCCGAGGACAUUGCUUCCUUCGUUCACCUGAAGUUAACGGGAGAGAUGCCUGGUUGCUGCAUCUCCCAUGAAUUCUUCAUCUCCGCUACCAAGGAUCCCCGUCGCGUCGCCAUCGUGCAAGCCGACGGCGGUCUAUUCAGGGACUCCCGUGCGAGGCUAAAGGAGGCAUCUUCCUCCUCGUCCACCCCCGUCGCCAUAUCUAGUUUUGACCUCAACUUCGACGCCGACUGCAUAUCCUCUUCUCCUCGAUUAUUUCCUGGCGAUGAGUGCUUCACUUACGAGGAACUCCUGUCCGCGGUUGAUUCUCUUAGCCGUCGCAUUCGCUUUGUCCUGGACGGCGGUGAUGCUGCCCAUCAUCUGAAUCAUCCAGGUUAUGCUGAUUAUUCUCCUUAUGGGUUCGACCUUGGAGAAUUUGAUGGGCUUGGUCUUCCUUCCACGAGUUAUGUGCCUCGUAUAGUUGGAGUGCAAAUUGGCCCGUCGGUAGAAUAUAUUGUUGCCGUCCUUUCCAUCUUAAGGUGUGGGGAGGCCUUCUUGCCAUUGGAUCCAUCCUGGCCGGAGGAAAGGAUACUUUCUGUUGUUUCUUCUUCAAGAUCCUGUCUUGUUAUUCAAGUGAAGGCUGAUUCCACCAUGCAAUUUGAAGGGCGCCAAAUGAAUGUUUCUAGUACUGAUUGGGUUGUUGACAGAUGUGGCACUUUGGUUUUGUAUUUUUCUAUGAAAGAAAAGUUUGUGAAGAGUGUUGCCCAGUUUACAAAUUUAGCAUGGCCAUGUGAGAGCAAUAGACAGAGAAAGUUUUGUUAUUUGAUGUACAGUUCUGGUUCAACUGGAGAGCCUAAGGGUGUAUGCGGUACAGAAUUAGGUCUUCUUAACAGAUAUUGGUGGAUGCAAGAUCAGUAUCCGAUAUCCCGGGAGGAUGUUCUGUUGUUCAAGACGUCUAUCAGCUUUGUUGACCAUCUUCAGGAGUUCCUUGGUGCUAUUAUGGCGGGUGCUUUGCUUGUUAUUCCUACCUAUCAAAAGCUGAAAUAUCCUGAAUAUGCUAUUGAUUUUGUUAAGGCAUAUGGCAUUUCCAGGCUUACUACUGUUCCAUCUCUAUUGAGGGAGCUUUUUCUUUCUUUUGAUAUUUCACUGUGUGCGCAGUUUUUCAACUCAUUGAAAGUAUUGAUCUUUAGCGGGGAAGUUUUACCCAUAUCUUUGUGGAGAGACUUGCGUGAUCAUUUACCCCAAACCACCAUCUUAAAUUUAUAUGGAAGUACAGAGGUUGCUGGUGAUUGUGCAUUCUUUGAUUGCAAAAAGAUGACAAAUAUUUUGGAAGCUGGGCAGCUAAGUAGCGUACCAAUUGGACAACCUAUAUCUAAUUGUGAAAUUAAUCUUCUUGACAAAAAGAGCGAAGAUAAUGUCGGUGAAAUAUGUGUUACUGGGAUGUGCUUAUUUGCGGGAUACCUUGGUGAGAUUUCUGACGAGCAGCCACUAAAUGAUGGCUGUGCUCCCUUGCAUUUCAAAACUGGUGAUAUUGCUAGGCGUCUCCCGAGUGGUGAUUUUGUCUUCCUUGGAAGAAAUGAUCGUAUUGUUAAAGUCAGAGGACAACGUAUCGUGUUGGAGGAGAUUGAAAAUGUGCUAAGGGAGCAUCCAGACAUAAGAGAUGCUGCAGUAAUUUUUGAAAACACCAAUGGAAACUGUGACCUUGUUAAGGCUUUCUUUGUUGUUAAAGCAAUUAAUGAGUGUUCUGAAGGUGUAACCUGUGUAAAUAAAUAUGAAAACGAGGAGCUGAUUGCAUCCAUUAAAAGUUGGUUAUUGAGAAAAUUACCGACAGCGAUGUUGCCGGCCAUUUUUGUUCAAACAGAAAUGCUGCCCAAGUCUUUCUCUGGCAAGGUAGACUACUCAAAGUUAGGAAGUUCAAGAUACCUGGCAAAGCGGCUUAGGAGGGAUUAUGAGGGAAACAUUUCUGAUAAUCAUCGUUUGCAAGUUAUCAAAAAGGUUAUUUUCGGUCUUUUAUUUCCCAGGGUCCGUAUUAUUUGACAAAUCUAUAAUUUUAGCCUUAAUUCACUUCACUUCAUU